AUGUCAUUAGAUUCUGAAGUUGAGUACAAGAAGCAGAAUGUUGAGUUGAAGAAUUUAGAAGGUGAUGCUGAUGCUGGCAGUGAAUCAUCUUUGAGUAAUGGAUUAAUGAAGCCAAGAAAGUCGUUUUGGCGUAGGAUUCAUGAUGAUUAUAUCUCAUUACAAUCUGAUACUCCAGACUUGACUGUGAGUGAAAUGUUUUUGGUGAAUAAAGAUUUGCAACCAAUUUUUGAUAAAGCUGAUAGACCUUGGAAAUGGUAUAACUAUAUCUUCUUUUGGAUUGGUGGUGCUUUCAACCUUAACACAUUUCAAAUUGGUGGUUCAUCAGUUAGUACAGGUUUAUCAUGGUGGGAAGCUUGGAUUGGUAUCUGGAUUGGUUAUUUCAUGGUGAGUUUUGUCUUUUACAUUUCUCAAAGAGCUGGUUCACAUUAUCAUAUUUCAUUCCCUGUCAGUUGUCGUGCAACAUUUGGGACUUUUGGAUCAAUAUGGCCUAUUAUUAAUAGAGUCGUUAUGGCUUGUGUUUGGUGCAGUACGAUUACAUAUUUAGGUGGUAUGUGUGUUCAAUUAGUCUUGGAAGCUAUCUUUGGUGGUGAUUUGGAUACCCGUAUCCAUAAUGGUAUUCCAAAAUCAGGUACAACAACUUUCCAAUUUAUGAGUUUUUUCAUCUUUUGGGUGAUUCAAUUGCCAUUCAUUUAUUGUCGUCCUCAAACCAUUCGUCAUUUGUUUACAAUCAAAACCAUUGUUUGUCCACCAGCUGGUAUUGCUUUAUUGAUCUGGACCAUUGUGAAGGCAAAAGGUAUUGGUUCAGUUGUUCACGAACAAACCAAAUUAACCUCAUCAGAACAUGGCUGGGCUUUUGUUUUAUCUAUUAUGAACUGUUUUGCUAACUUUUCCACAUUGAUUGUCAAUGCUUCAGAUUUCUCAAGAGUUGCAAGUAGUCCAAGAUCAUCAUCCAUUUCCCAAUUUAUUGGUAUUCCAAUUGCAUUAUCAGUCACUUCAUUGAUUGGUAUUUUAUUAGCUUCUGCCUCUACCCCAUUAUAUGGUCAAACUUAUUGGAAUCCAUAUGAUUUGAUGUUACGUUAUGUCCAAGAAGGUACACCAGGAAAUCGUGCUGGUAUUUUUUUCAUUGCAGCUUCAUUUGGGUUGGCUCAAGUUGGUACAAACAUUGCUUCAAACACAAUUUCCGCAGGUACUGAUAUGUCUGCUUUAUUACCUCGUUACAUCAAUAUCCGUCGUGGUGGGUUCAUUUGUGCAGCUAUUGUCUUAUGUAUCUGUCCAUGGCAUUUCUUUACAUCUUCUACAAACUUCACAACUUAUCUAAGUGCUUAUGCAGUUUUCCUAUCAUCAAUUGCUGGUGUCGUUUCUGCAGAUUAUACAAUUGUUAGACGUGGUUAUUUGAACGUUUUCCAGUUAUAUUCCAACAAGAUAGAAUACAAUUAUACCUAUAACAAGUUGGGUAUCAAUUGGAGAGCUUUUGCUGCCUACAUUUGUGGUAUCUUGCCAAACAUUGUUGGGUUUGCAGGUGCCGUUGGUAGAGAUGUUCCAAAAGGUGCCACUUACAUUUACAAUGUGUCAUAUUUUGCAGGUUAUAUUGUUGCAUACGUGUCUUACUGUGUGUUUGUUUACAUCUCUCCAGUCAAAGGUAUGCCAGAGAAGAACUUUUUAACCAAAGGUGGUUGGUAUGAAGAAAAUAUCACUUAUGAAGUUGAUGAUUUCAGUAUGGAGAUCAACAAGUAUCAUCCAAAUGAAUAUGAAAAAGAAGGGAAGAAGUUUAUGUGA
Molecule: messenger RNA, 1776 nt
Organism: Hansenula anomala
Lineage: Eukaryota; Fungi; Ascomycota; Saccharomycetes; Phaffomycetales; Wickerhamomycetaceae
Product: nucleobase cation symporter-1 family protein
Exons: 1
Coding region: 1-1776 (591 amino acids)
Biological process (GO): transmembrane transport; nucleobase transport
Cellular component (GO): plasma membrane
Molecular function (GO): nucleobase transmembrane transporter activity
Source: RefSeq, a predicted model, not a curated record